CAGGUAAUUUCCUUCCUUCCAAGGUGAUAUAGUAGUAUAUAUCCAUGCAAUACCGCUUUCGACUCCCACACCUUUGAUAUAUAUACACUGUAUAUCCUGUGCACCUUUGAAUUUUCUAUUCGCUCGUAGUUGGGUUAUUGCAGGAAGAAGUCAUUUUGAGGAGAGGGAGCAUAGUUUGUUUCGUUUGGGUUUACUGAGGAGAUAUCAGAAGCACAUAAUGAGUUACUACAAUCAACAGCAGCCUCCUGUUGGAGUUCCUCCUCCUCAAGGUUAUGCUCCAGAUGCCUAUCCAAAAGAUGCUUACCCUCCACCAGGCUACCCUCAAGGAUAUCCUCAGGGUUAUCCUCCUCAAGGUUAUCCCGCUCAAGGAUAUCCUCAGGGUGGUUAUGGACAACCAGCACCACCUCAGUAUCAGCAGCAACAACAACAGAGCAGCGGCCCUUCCUUUAUGGAAGGAUGUUUGGCUGCCGUCUGCUGCUGUUGCCUGCUUGAUGCAUGCUUUUGAGCCAGCUUUUUGCAAUUAUGGAGCACUUGUGUUUUUGGAAACAACAGGCAAUAAGUUUAUUUAAUAUUAAUCGAUCUCUAUUCUUUUCAGAACUAAUUUACAGUUUGUUCACCUUGAAUCAUGACCUGUUUUCCCGUACCCAAGGCUAUAUUACUUUAGUUUGUGAAUAUACAUAUAAUAUGCAGAAACAUUUUGUCAGCAUAUGUUGUAGACGAAUUUCUGAUUGGGUUUGAUUUGAAAAGUUUGAUUCCAACUUCUUUGAGGACAGAUUAAUAAACUUUGAAGUAACACUUUCAGAACUGGAAAGUGGCAAUUAUAUUUGAAAAAAGUGUUGACAAUGUUGAAUUGAAAUGAAGUUUUCUAUGAA
This is a messenger RNA of Cryptomeria japonica (Japanese cedar), 872 nucleotides long. RefSeq names its product cysteine-rich and transmembrane domain-containing protein WIH2. Bases 218 to 505 code for a protein of 95 amino acids. Lineage: Eukaryota; Viridiplantae; Streptophyta; Pinopsida; Cupressales; Cupressaceae. The record is from RefSeq and is a predicted model, not a curated record. The transcript is spliced from 3 exons. Gene Ontology annotation, cellular component: plasma membrane.